AUGGGAAAGGGGAAGACGGCAGCCAUGUUCAGCCAGUGGGAUGAGCUCAUCGUCCGGCUGGAUUGCCUGCUGGAGGCCAAACGAGGUGAGCUCAUGGAGAGCAACAUCACGGGGCUCAGCGACGCACAGGUGAUGAAGAGGAUCAGCCUGAAGGAGACGGCUCGGCACUGUCGUCACCGCACGCACGCGCAGGACGGAGGAGACCGAGCGUCUCAUCGGGGAGCUCCUGGAGACCUUCAGGGAUGCCACAGGCAGUCCAACCUCGGUAAGGACCCAGAUGUCCCAGACGGGACACCUACUCUAUUUGAGGGAGGAGGGGAGGAUGACCUGAGAGAGCUUGAGGAUGACCUGAGAGAGCUUGAGGAGGAGGAUGACCUGAGAGAGCUUGAGGAGGAUGACCCCACCAUGUCCUUGCCCGACCUCGAUGACUGUCUCCCACCAGUCCCUCCACUCAGGAAGGCCACUCCACCGCCCACUCAACCCAACCCAUCCCAGGUACCUGUCGUCACACCCCCUGAUGACACUGCACCAGCUGCCAGUCAGGACCCGGAGGAUGAUGAGAACAUAGGACCUGAUGGGGUUAGUGGAUACCAGCACGUGGUCCUCCUGGCCACUAGUCAGCCACUGCCACCUCUACCCAGUCUGUCUUCCACCUCCCUCCCUAUAACGCCAGUGCCCCAGACCUGCCCUCGACCUCCACUCCUUUUCCCCCUCCUGCUGGUGGACCCAAGGUCUCCAGGACCACCGAAUGGAGGAGGAGGAAGAAGCUGGAGUCUGGCAUUAAAGUCAGAGUGCACAAGCCAUAUGAAGGCUAUAAGUGCUCUAAAUGUGGCAAGCCUAAAACGUCUGAGUUUGGACACAUGGUUCUGUGAGAUUCUGUGCCGCUACCUCUGGUGGCCAAACUGUGGAGGAGUGGCUGGCACUCAUGAGGGCCCAGCAUGGUGCUAGCCAAGGCCAGUAAACUCUGACUGACUGGUGUGUACAUUGUAAAGUCGUUUUUUGUAAAUAUGUUCUUUGUUAUGACAUUCAUCGUUAAUCUCUUGUACAUUUAGCUCAUUUAAAAUCAUCUUAACUUGUACAGUCGGUGUAGGGGACCUUAUGCUGGGUUGUUUCACACAUGACAUUCCCUGUGAAAUACAUACAUGGAAUACAAGCACUUUCUCCCUUAAAUUCAUUUUGAUUUAUUGUCAUAUACUCAAAGUUCAACAAAUAA
Molecule: messenger RNA, 1213 nt
Organism: Oncorhynchus kisutch (coho salmon)
Lineage: Eukaryota; Metazoa; Chordata; Actinopteri; Salmoniformes; Salmonidae
Exons: 4
Coding region: 1-948 (315 amino acids)
Source: RefSeq, a predicted model, not a curated record